Stereum hirsutum FP-91666 SS1 is the source of this 2343-nucleotide messenger RNA. RefSeq lists its product as uncharacterized. The transcript has 3 exons. NCBI's taxonomy places the organism in Eukaryota, Fungi, Basidiomycota, Agaricomycetes, Russulales, Stereaceae. Gene Ontology annotation, biological process: siroheme biosynthetic process. The record is from RefSeq and is a predicted model, not a curated record. Gene Ontology annotation, molecular function: uroporphyrin-III C-methyltransferase activity. The coding region runs from base 206 to 2188 and encodes 660 amino acids.
CGGCCAUCGUGGUCGACCGUGGCAGCUUUUACUUAUCGAAACACUCCAGCUCGACAUCACACUUGCUACUCUUAGCGUCGGACUUUGCGCCCUACUAGUUUAACCUCUGAGCUCCGAGUCCUAUAAAAAUCGUGGACCCAUAGUAACUUGGUUCAUAACCUGAAAAGCAAACCCAAGACUGUCUACCGGUGCCCAGUCCCACACCAUGCAGACGCACCCCUCAGGUCUCGCAGGCCAACUGUCCUCUUCCCUCUUCCCUACGCCCCGACCCGGCGCUUCCCUCUUACUUUCCUUUCGCUCUCCUCGAACCGUUCUUAUCAUAGGGAGUAACCCACUCGCUGCCAUCCGCACCUUCUCUGCGCUCGAGGCCGAUGCGCGGGUGGUUAUCAUGGGCAAGGGAGGUCUAGAGGCUGCUUGUGAAGAGGUUAGGUAUCGGGUAGGAAGGGGUGAAGUGGAAUAUGUCGAGAUGUGCGACUCGAACGAAGAGGAAGACUCAGAUAAAGUUAGGAAGUUAUUGGAUAGCAGGCCAGAAGUUAGUUUGGUCUGUGUGACCGAUACUGUUAUCCCCCCUGCGCCUACAGCCACCCCUCCCCCCUCAUCUUCCUCCUCAACAUAUUUCGCACCACCACAAUCACAAUCACAAUCCCUACGCCGCCCUCAGACCUCCGCCCAAUCCCUCUUCAACCUCUGCCGUUCCCGCCACAUACCCAUAAAUGUCACCGACAUGCCCGACCUCUGCGAUUUCACCUUUGCGUCCACACAUCGUUUCGUCGAUCCUACGUCUCACGAGGCUACACCGCUCCAAAUCGCUGUCGUCACCAACGGGCAAGGCUGUCGGCUCUCCGGACGAAUACGACGAGAGAUCGUCAGCAAAGUUUCGCCACAUGCUGGGACCGCCGUGGUGAAAGUCGGGAUACUUCGCAGGCUUGCGAAGGCUGCGAACAGUCAGGCCGGUGGUGCAAUUGAGAUGGAUGGUGAGAAAGGUGCUAACGGAAUAGUGGCGGAGGAGGAUGAGUUGUGGAACGACGAGGUCAGGGUGGCUACGCCGAACAGGCCUGUGCCGCAGAGGAGCAAGACGGAGGUGGAGACGGAGAUGGAGAGCGUACGGAGGAGGAUGAAGUGGGUUGCGCAGAUGAGCGAGUAUUGGAGUUAUGCGAAGUUGGCGGCGAUGAAGGAGGACGAUAUGAUUCGUCUGCUUAAUGAUGGCGAUGCACUCUCUUCCACUUCUUCCUCUGACCCUUCGACGUCAGGUAGCAGCGAUGCCACCAAUUCGUUACAUGCUCUCGCCAUCCCACCACCACCUCCGAAGGGCAGGAUCCUGCUCGUCGGGUCAGGACCAGGCCAUCCUGGCUUGUUGACCAUGGCGACGCACAACGCACUCACAAAGCACGCCGACCUGGUCCUCUCAGACAAGCUGGUUCCAGAGGCCGUGCUGGCCAUCAUCCCCGAAGGAGUCGAGGUGAAAAUCGCGAGGAAAUUCCCCGGCAACGCAGACGGUGCUCAGAAUGAGAUGAUGGAAGCCGCAGUCGAAGCUGCCAAUCGCGGUCUUACAGUCGUUCGGCUCAAACAGGGCGAUCCGACGGUGUACGGUCGCGCAGGUGAAGAAGUCCUCUAUUUCCGCAAACACGGGUUCGAAUCCGUUAUCAUCCCAGGCGUCUCCUCCGCCCUCGCAGGUCCCAUCUUCGCCGGUAUCCCCGUCACCCAACGCGGUGCCGCCGAAUCCUUCAUGGUGUGCACUGGCGUGGGCAGACAAGGCAAGGAGGUCAAACUUCCAGGGUACGACCGUAGUCGUACGCUCGUCAUCCUCAUGGGCGUCGCUCGAAUCGACCAAAUUCUCUCCACGCUCCUCGAUGCCUCUUCCGAGUCACCAUCCGCAAAACGUAGAUCUGGGCCAGCGUUCCCUAGGAAUACGCCGAUUGCUAUUGUGGAGAGGGCGUCGAUGCCGGAUCAGAGGGUUAUCAUGAGUACGCUGGAGAACGUGGCGGUCGCGCUCGAGAGGAGUGGUGAACAGAGGCCACCGGGGAUGAUCGUGGUCGGUUGGGCGGUUCCCAGUUUGUGGGGAGAGGGUGAGAUUACUGUGUUGGAUCAAGGGGCGGAGGGACGUGAUCAGGAAAGGGUGGAGAAGUGGUUGGGCGGAGAGAAUUGGAGGGUUGUCGAAGGAUUCGAUAAUGGGUGGGAAGGGUUGUAGGGAGGAUUCAGCCUACUUUUCUUUGAUUCUGCAUGGUUGAUUUGCCCGACGACAAAAGCUUUUUUAUUACUUCUGUUUUUGCUAACAUUUAUCCUACUUGCUGUUGUGCCCUGCAUGUCCUCAUACUUCUGUACUGUAUUUUUAUGCGCUAUCAC